Messenger RNA from Misgurnus anguillicaudatus (oriental weatherfish), 2123 nucleotides. The record is from RefSeq and is a predicted model, not a curated record. Lineage: Eukaryota; Metazoa; Chordata; Actinopteri; Cypriniformes; Cobitidae.
GCAUUUCCGCUCGCCUGCAGCCAUCCUCCUGUGCGCCUGUCAUAUGAUCAGCUUCCCGUUUGUAUUUGUUGAUGCGAGCUAACCGCUUCUCAUUAUGAAACCACUUUACCUAUAUCCAAACUAAACCUUUAUUCCAUACCGACCAAACAUACAUCGCCUAAACGCAACCACCAGAGUCUAGAAAGAGAGUUGGGAGAAGUUUGAAGCUUUAUAAAGCGCGCUACAAUGUCGAUCGAGUACGAGGAUCAGCUAGCCGGAAGCCUGGUGGACUCUUUCCCUAAAGACUUCGGCUACGGCGUGGAAAACAUGGAUAUGAUGCAGGAAAACUUGGAAAACGCUCCUUCUGCCGAUAACAAACCCAGAAUUCUGUUGAUGGGACUGAGACGGAGCGGGAUCUCUAUCCAGAAGGUGGUCUUUCAUAAGAUGUCCCCCAAUGAGACGCUCUUCCUGGAGAGCACCAACAAGAUCCACAAGGACGACAUCUCUGCCAGUUCUUUCGUGAACUUUCACAUAUGGGACUUUCCAGGACAGGUGGACUUUUUCGAUCCGACGUUCGAUUACGAGAUGAUUUUCAGGGGCACGGGUGCCUUGAUCUUCGUCAUUGAUGCACAAGAUGAUUACGUAGAAGCAUUAGGACGGCUACAUUUGACUGUGUCACGGGCAUUCAGGGUGAACCCAGAGAUUAAUUUCGAGGUGUUUAUACACAAAGUGGAUGGUUUAUCUGACGAUCAUAAAAUUGAGACGCAGAGAGACAUUCAUCAGAGAGCUAAUGAUGAUCUGAUCGAUGCCAGUCUGGAAAAGCUUCACCUGAGUUUCUAUCUCACCAGCAUCUAUGAUCACUCCAUCUUUGAGGCCUUCAGUAAGGUGGUCCAGAAACUUAUUCCUCAGCUGCCCACGCUGGAAAACCUCCUCAACAUAUUUAUUUCUAAUUCUGGGAUUGAGAAAGCGUUUCUAUUUGACGUGGUCAGCAAGAUCUACAUCGCCACGGACAGUUCGCCGGUGGACAUGCAGUCAUAUGAGCUCUGCUGUGACAUGAUCGAUGUCGUCAUUGAUGUCUCGUGUAUUUACGGACUGAAGGACGACGGCAACGGUAACGCAUACGAUAAAGAGUCUCUGGCCAUUAUAAAACUGAAUAACACCACAGUCCUUUACCUUAAAGAGGUAACCAAGUUUCUGGCUAUGGUCUGCAUCCUGAGAGAGGAGAGCUUUGAGAGGAAAGGUUUGAUAGACUACAACUUCCACUGCUUCAGAAAGGCCAUUCACGAGGUAUUUGAGGUGAGCAGCGCCACCCAGAGGACAGUAGCAGAGGUGGAGUCCAGCCCUCCCAGCAGCAGCGGCGGCAACGUUCUGACCCGGCUCAAAUCAGCAGCGAUGAACGGUACACCCAGGAGCCUGGUUUAACCUGAGACACAUGGACCACUAAGAGCACAGCGCCUUUACACUAGUGCACUAAACAUGCACUAACGUACACAUGAGCUUACUGGAGCGUUUCUCUGAUUACACCUGCUGUUUCAGGUACAAAGAGACAAUACCAGAAGACUCAAGGAUCAGAGAUCUACAUUGCUGCUGUUUUAUUAUAUUAUGAUCUGUGUGUGCGCGCGUGUGUAUGUACUGUAUGUGUGUGUGCAAAGCACAGUAUCACCUAAUGUAGUAGGGGCAAAUGGAAAAUCUGUGCAAUGUAGCCAAGAUAUUGAAACACAAUUAAAUGAGUUCCUUGAAGUUUUCGACUGAGCCGAUCUAGACUGCAGUGCUAUAACAUUGUCUGGAUUGACUUCAGUACGUCCACGGGUCCUAAACGGACUACGGCUGUGUCAUAAAGCACCUAUAAUACCCAGAAGUGCAGUUUAGUAGUCUGCUAUGUUUAGGGAAACAGCCCACUUUACAGGUGAAUCUCACACAGACACGUGUAGCUUAUGAUUUACUCCGAUUUAAUUUAAUACACCAAGAAAAUUGAGGUUAUUUAAGUUUUGCAUUAUGACAUUAUUUUCUAUUGAGUAUAUUUGUUUCUUAACAAUGUUGUCUUACUUUUUGUUGUAAUUUCCUCCAUAAAAUGGUUAUUUGCAUUAUAUUUUCAUUGGUAUAACAUUUUUCUCUUACAUUGGUAUAAAUUAAUACAGGUUUUU